AUGCUUUUAUUUUCCAGCUAUGUUGGCCAACCAGAUCGUAUUCCCUUUUCAUGUCCUGAUGAAGAACUAAAUCGAUAUCUCGUCGACGACGAGUAUGGUUAUGGCUAUCGCACUAACGGUCCGAUUCGUCGAGUGCAAUUCUUGAAAGGAAGAUCAGGCUCUGCGAUAAUGAUGGGUGGAACUACAGUUGUACCAGUCAAAAUGGUGGAUACAUCGGAUUCGCCUCCGCUUCUUACAGCCGAGCUUCGUCGUCGUCCAGUCAAAGAAACGUAG
Messenger RNA from Cylicostephanus goldi, 273 nucleotides. NCBI's taxonomy places the organism in Eukaryota, Metazoa, Nematoda, Chromadorea, Rhabditida, Strongylidae. The record is from the annotation of a GenBank genome assembly.